Messenger RNA from Jaculus jaculus (lesser Egyptian jerboa), 11133 nucleotides. RefSeq names its product teneurin transmembrane protein 3 (gene Tenm3). Gene Ontology annotation, molecular function: cell adhesion molecule binding; protein homodimerization activity; protein heterodimerization activity. Lineage: Eukaryota; Metazoa; Chordata; Mammalia; Rodentia; Dipodidae. Gene Ontology annotation, cellular component: neuron projection; membrane. The coding region runs from base 161 to 8329 and encodes 2722 amino acids. The record is from RefSeq and is a predicted model, not a curated record. Gene Ontology annotation, biological process: signal transduction; heterophilic cell-cell adhesion; neuron development. The transcript is spliced from 31 exons.
AGUCAAGGAUUAUAAACGAUCACAGCGCGGUCCAGCUGGCCCUGUGAUUGGGCUCUCCCGCGAUCCGCACCAGGGGAAGCGCAUGAGAGGCCACUGAGAAUUGAACUCUGAGUGAAAUUUGUCGCAAGCAGGACUGAUGUGCACACCGAAGGAAUGAAGUAUGGAUGUGAAGGAACGUAGGCCUUACUGCUCCCUGACCAAGAGCAGACGUGAAAAAGAACGGCGGUAUACAAAUUCCUCUGCAGACAAUGAGGAGUGCAGGGUCCCUACGCAGAAGUCUUAUAGUUCCAGUGAAACCCUGAAAGCUUUUGAUCAUGAUUCUUCCCGGCUGCUUUAUGGAAACAGAGUAAAGGAUUUGGUUCACAGAGAAGCAGACGAGUUCACUAGACAAGGACAGAAUUUUACCCUAAGGCAGUUAGGAGUUUGUGAACCAGCAACUCGAAGAGGACUGGCAUUUUGUGCGGAAAUGGGGCUCCCUCACAGAGGUUACUCUAUCAGUGCAGGGUCAGAUGCUGAUACUGAAAACGAAGCAGUGAUGUCCCCCGAGCAUGCCAUGAGACUGUGGGGCAGGGGGGUCAAGUCGGGCCGCAGCUCCUGCCUGUCAAGCCGGUCCAACUCAGCCCUCACCCUGACAGACACAGAACACGAAAACAAGUCCGACAGUGAGAAUGAACAACCUGCAAACAACCAAGGCCAGUCGACCCUGCAGCCUUUGCCCCCUUCCCACAAGCAGCAUUCUGCACAGCAUCACCCGUCCAUCACUUCUCUCAAUAGAAACUCCCUGACCAAUAGGAGGAACCAGAGUCCGGCCCCGCCGGCUGCUUUGCCCGCCGAGCUGCAAACCACACCCGAGUCCGUCCAGCUGCAGGACAGCUGGGUCCUUGGCAGUAAUGUACCACUGGAAAGCAGGCAUUUCCUAUUCAAAACAGGGACAGGGACGACGCCACUGUUCAGUACAGCAACCCCAGGAUACACAAUGGCAUCUGGCUCUGUUUAUUCACCGCCUACUCGGCCAUUGCCUAGAAACACCCUAUCAAGAAGUGCUUUUAAAUUCAAGAAGUCUUCAAAGUACUGUACCUGGAAAUGUACUGCCCUGUGUGCUGUAGGGGUCUCUGUGCUCCUAGCAAUACUCCUGUCAUAUUUUAUAGCAAUGCAUCUAUUUGGCCUCAACUGGCAGUUACAGCAGACUGAAAAUGACACGUUUGAGAAUGGGAAAGUGAAUUCUGACACCAUGCCAACAAACACUGUAUCAUUACCUUCUGGCGACAAUGGAAAAUUAGGUGGAUUUACACAAGAAAAUAACACCAUAGAUUCUGGAGAACUUGAUAUUGGCCGAAGAGCAAUUCAAGAGGUUCCUCCUGGGAUCUUCUGGAGAUCACAGCUCUUUAUUGAUCAACCACAGUUUCUUAAGUUCAAUAUCUCUCUUCAGAAGGAUGCAUUGAUUGGAGUAUAUGGCCGAAAAGGCUUACCACCUUCCCAUACUCAGUAUGAUUUUGUGGAGCUCCUGGAUGGCAGCAGAUUGAUUGCAAGAGAGCAGCGGAACCUGGUUGAAUCUGAAAGAGCCGGGAGACAGGCAAGAUCCGUCAGCCUGCACGAGGCUGGCUUCAUCCAGUACUUGGAUUCUGGGAUCUGGCAUCUGGCUUUUUAUAACGAUGGGAAAAAUGCAGAGCAGGUGUCUUUCAAUACCAUUGUAAUAGAGUCUGUAGUGGAAUGCCCUCGAAAUUGCCAUGGAAAUGGAGAGUGUGUUUCUGGAACUUGUCAUUGUUUCCCAGGGUUUCUGGGUCCGGAUUGUUCAAGAGCGGCCUGUCCGGUGCUCUGCAGCGGCAAUGGGCAGUACUCCAAGGGCCGCUGCCUGUGUUUCAGCGGCUGGAAGGGCACUGAGUGCGAUGUGCCCACGACCCAGUGCAUUGACCCGCAGUGUGGGGGUCGUGGGAUUUGCAUCAUGGGCUCCUGUGCUUGCAACUCAGGAUACAAAGGAGAAAAUUGUGAAGAAGCUGAUUGUCUGGACCCUGGGUGUUCUAAUCACGGGGUGUGUAUCCACGGGGAGUGUCACUGCAAUCCAGGAUGGGGUGGUAGCAACUGUGAAAUACUGAAGACCAUGUGUCCAGACCAGUGCUCAGGCCAUGGAACUUACAUUCAAGAAAGUGGCUCCUGUACUUGUGACCCUAACUGGACUGGCCCUGACUGCUCAAAUGAAAUCUGCUCUGUGGACUGCGGCUCACAUGGUGUUUGCAUGGGAGGGACUUGCCGCUGCGAGGAAGGCUGGACGGGCCCUGCGUGCGAUCAGAGAGCUUGCCACCCUCGCUGUGCUGAACACGGGACCUGCAAGGAUGGCAAGUGUGAAUGCAGCCAGGGAUGGAACGGAGAACACUGCACCAUUGCUCACUAUUUGGAUAAGAUAGUUAAAGCAGACAAGAUAGGAUAUAAAGAGGGUUGUCCUGGUCUUUGUAACAGCAAUGGGAGGUGUACGCUGGACCAAAAUGGCUGGCAUUGUGUUUGCCAGCCAGGGUGGAGAGGAGCAGGCUGUGAUGUAGCCAUGGAGACUCUCUGCACAGAUAGCAAGGACAAUGAAGGAGAUGGACUCGUGGACUGCAUGGACCCUGAUUGCUGCUUACAGAGCUCCUGCCAGAAUCAACCCUACUGUCGUGGCUUGCCUGAUCCCCAGGAUAUCAUCAGCCAGAGCCUACAGUCACCAUCACAGCAAGCUGCCAAGUCCUUCUAUGACCGGAUCCGUUUUCUCAUUGGAGCUGAUAGCACCCAUGUGCUACCUGGAGAAAGUCCUUUCAAUAAGAGCCUUGCAUCCGUCAUCAGAGGCCAAGUAUUAACUGCUGAUGGAACUCCACUUAUUGGAGUCAAUGUCUCGUUUUUCCAUUACCCAGAAUAUGGAUAUACUAUUACCCGCCAGGAUGGAAUGUUUGACUUGGUGGCGAAUGGUGGGGCCUCAUUGACUUUGGUGUUUGAACGGUCCCCAUUCCUCACUCAGUACCACACUGUGUGGAUUCCAUGGAAUGUCUUUUAUGUGAUGGAUACUCUCGUCAUGAAGAAAGAAGAGAAUGACAUUCCUAGCUGUGAUCUGAGUGGCUUUGUGAGGCCAAGUCCUAUCAUUGUGUCAUCACCUCUAUCUACCUUUUUUAGAUCUUCUCCUGAAGACAGCCCCAUCAUUCCUGAAACACAGGUCCUCCAUGAAGAAACCACAAUUCCAGGUACAGAUUUGAAGCUUUCCUACCUGAGUUCCAGAGCUGCAGGAUAUAAGUCUGUUCUUAAGAUCACCAUGACCCAGUCCAUUAUCCCAUUUAACCUGAUGAAGGUGCAUCUUAUGGUGGCUGUGGUCGGGAGACUCUUCCAAAAGUGGUUUCCUGCCUCACCAAACUUGGCCUACACUUUCAUAUGGGAUAAGACAGAUGCUUACAACCAGAAGGUCUAUGGUCUGUCUGAGGCUGUGGUGUCUGUUGGCUAUGAAUAUGAGUCGUGUUUGGACCUGACUCUGUGGGAAAAGAGAACCGCUAUUCUGCAAGGUUAUGAGUUGGAUGCUUCCAACAUGGGUGGCUGGACAUUGGAUAAGCACCAUGUCCUGGAUGUUCAGAAUGGUAUACUGUACAAAGGAAACGGGGAAAAUCAGUUCAUCUCCCAGCAGCCUCCCAUUGUCAGUAGCAUCAUGGGCAAUGGCCGGAGGCGCAGCAUCUCGUGCCCAAGUUGCAAUGGUCAAGCCGACGGGAAUAAGCUAUUAGCCCCGGUUGCACUAGCUUGUGGUAUCGAUGGCAGUCUGUAUGUGGGGGAUUUUAACUAUGUCCGGCGGAUAUUCCCUUCUGGAAAUGUAACAAGUGUUUUAGAACUAAGAAAUAAAGAUUUUAGACAUAGCAGCAACCCAGCUCAUAGAUACUACCUCGCCACGGAUCCGGUCACAGGAGAUUUGUACGUUUCUGACACCAACACCCGAAGAAUUUAUCGUCCAAAGUCACUCACGGGAGCCAAAGACUUAACUAAAAACGCUGACGUGGUUGCAGGGACAGGAGAGCAGUGCCUCCCCUUUGAUGAGGCCAGGUGUGGGGAUGGAGGGAAGGCCAUCGAAGCAACACUCAUGAGUCCCAAAGGAAUGGCAAUUGAUAAGAAUGGACUAAUCUACUUUGUUGAUGGAACCAUGAUUAGAAAAGUUGAUCAGAAUGGAAUCAUAUCGACUCUCCUGGGCUCUAAUGAUCUGACGUCAGCCAGACCUUUAACAUGUGACACCAGCAUGCACAUCAGCCAGGUACGUCUGGAAUGGCCCACUGACCUCGCUAUUAACCCUAUGGAUAACUCCAUUUAUGUCCUGGAUAAUAAUGUAGUUUUACAGAUCACUGAAAACCGUCAAGUUCGCAUUGCUGCUGGACGACCCAUGCACUGCCAGGUUCCCGGAGUGGAAUAUCCUGUGGGGAAGCAUGCAGUCCAGACUACACUGGAGUCAGCCACUGCCAUUGCUGUGUCUUACAGUGGGGUCUUGUACAUUACUGAAACUGAUGAAAAGAAAAUUAACCGAAUAAGGCAGGUCACAACAGACGGGGAAAUCUCUUUAGUGGCUGGAAUACCUUCAGAGUGUGACUGCAAAAAUGAUGCCAACUGUGACUGUUAUCAGAGUGGAGAUGGCUAUGCCAAAGAUGCCAAACUGAAUGCACCAUCCUCCCUAGCUGCCUCUCCAGAUGGUACACUGUACAUUGCAGAUCUUGGAAAUAUUCGGAUCCGGGCUGUGUCAAAGAAUAAGCCUUUGCUGAACUCUAUGAACUUCUAUGAAGUUGCCUCUCCGACUGAUCAAGAACUGUAUAUCUUUGACAUCAAUGGUACUCACCAGUACACUGUAAGUUUAGUCACUGGUGACUACCUGUACAAUUUUAGCUACAGCAAUGAUAAUGAUAUCACUGCUGUGACAGAUAGCAAUGGCAAUACCCUUAGAAUUAGACGGGAUCCAAAUCGCAUGCCCGUUCGGGUGGUGUCUCCAGAUAAUCAAGUGAUUUGGCUGACAAUAGGGACCAAUGGAUGUUUGAAAAGCAUGACUGCUCAAGGACUAGAACUAGUGUUAUUUACUUACCAUGGCAACAGUGGUCUUUUAGCUACCAAAAGUGAUGAAACUGGAUGGACAACAUUUUUUGACUAUGACAGUGAAGGUCGCCUGACAAAUGUCACAUUUCCAACUGGAGUGGUUACAAACCUACAUGGGGACAUGGACAAGGCUAUCACAGUGGACAUUGAAUCAUCCAGCCGAGAAGAAGACGUCAGCAUCACUUCAAAUCUGUCCUCCAUCGAUUCUUUCUACACCAUGGUUCAAGAUCAGUUAAGAAACAGUUAUCAAAUUGGUUAUGAUGGCUCCCUUAGAAUCAUCUAUGCCAGUGGUCUGGAUUCGCACUACCAGACAGAGCCCCACGUUCUAGCUGGGACAGCAAAUCCCACUGUGGCCAAAAGAAACAUGACUCUUCCUGGUGAGAAUGGUCAGAAUUUGGUUGAAUGGAGGUUCCGAAAAGAGCAAGCCCAAGGAAAAGUCAACGUCUUUGGUCGAAAGCUUAGGGUUAACGGCAGAAACCUUCUUUCUGUUGACUUUGAUCGGACCACAAAGACAGAAAAGAUCUAUGAUGACCACCGGAAAUUUCUCCUGAGGAUCGCCUAUGACACGUCAGGGCACCCAACUCUCUGGCUGCCUAGCAGCAAGUUGAUGGCCGUGAAUGUCACCUAUUCAUCCACAGGUCAAAUCGCCAGCAUCCAACGAGGAACUACAAGUGAAAAAGUAGACUAUGACAGCCAGGGGAGAAUCGUCUCUCGAGUCUUUGCUGAUGGUAAAACAUGGAGCUACACAUAUUUAGAAAAGUCCAUGGUUCUCCUGCUGCAUAGCCAGCGGCAGUACAUCUUUGAAUACGAUAUGUGGGACCGCCUAUCUGCCAUCACCAUGCCCAGUGUGGCUCGUCACACCAUGCAGACCAUCCGGUCCAUUGGCUACUACCGUAAUAUAUACAACCCCCCAGAAAGCAAUGCCUCCAUCAUCACAGACUACAACGAGGAAGGUCUGCUUCUGCAGACAGCUUUCCUGGGGACCAGUCGGAGGGUCUUAUUCAAAUACAGAAGGCAGACCAGGCUCUCAGAGAUUUUAUAUGAUAGCACAAGAGUCAGCUUUACCUAUGAUGAGACAGCAGGAGUCCUAAAAACAGUAAACCUUCAGAGUGAUGGUUUUAUUUGCACCAUUAGAUACAGGCAAAUUGGUCCCCUGAUUGACAGGCAAAUUUUCCGCUUUAGUGAAGACGGGAUGGUCAAUGCAAGAUUUGACUAUAGCUAUGACAACAGCUUUCGAGUGACCAGCAUGCAGGGUGUCAUCAAUGAAACUCCACUGCCCAUCGAUCUCUACCAGUUUGAUGACAUCUCUGGCAAAGUUGAACAGUUUGGAAAAUUUGGAGUUAUAUAUUAUGAUAUCAACCAGAUCAUUUCCACUGCUGUAAUGACUUAUACGAAGCACUUCGAUGCUCACGGCCGCAUCAAGGAAAUUCAAUAUGAGAUAUUCAGAUCACUCAUGUACUGGAUUACAAUUCAAUAUGAUAAUAUGGGCCGGGUAACCAAGAGAGAGAUUAAAAUAGGACCCUUUGCCAACACGACCAAAUAUGCUUAUGAAUAUGAUGUGGAUGGACAGCUCCAAACAGUGUACCUAAAUGAAAAGAUCAUGUGGCGUUACAACUAUGACCUCAAUGGAAACCUGCAUUUGCUAAACCCAAGCAACAGUGCCCGGCUGACACCGCUUCGCUAUGACCUGCGAGACAGAAUCACUCGACUGGGUGAUGUGCAGUAUCGGCUGGAUGAAGAUGGUUUCCUGCGUCAAAGAGGCACAGAAAUCUUUGAGUAUAGCUCCAAAGGGCUCCUAACUCGAGUUUACAGUAAAGGCAGUGGCUGGACAGUGGUCUAUCGUUAUGAUGGCCUGGGAAGGCGUGUUUCUAGCAAAACCAGUCUGGGGCAACACCUGCAGUUUUUUUAUGCUGACUUGACUUAUCCCACUAGGAUUACUCAUGUCUACAACCAUUCAAGCUCAGAAAUCACCUCCCUCUAUUAUGAUCUCCAAGGACAUCUUUUUGCCAUGGAAAUUAGCAGUGGGGAUGAGUUCUACAUUGCCUCAGAUAACACAGGGACACCACUGGCCGUGUUUAGCAGCAAUGGGCUGAUGCUAAAGCAGAUUCAGUAUACUGCAUAUGGGGAAAUCUACUUUGACUCCAAUAUUGACUUUCAGCUGGUAAUUGGAUUCCACGGAGGCUUGUACGACCCACUCACUAAAUUAAUCCACUUUGGAGAAAGAGAUUAUGACAUUUUAGCAGGACGAUGGACAACACCUGACAUAGAAAUCUGGAAAAGAAUCGGGAAGGACCCAGCUCCUUUUAACCUAUACAUGUUUAGGAAUAACAAUCCUGCAAGCAAGAUUCAUGAUGUGAAAGACUACAUCACAGAUGUGAACAGCUGGCUGGUGACAUUUGGCUUCCAUCUGCACAAUGCUAUUCCUGGAUUCCCUGUUCCCAAAUUUGAUUUAACAGAACCUUCUUAUGAGCUUGUGAAGAGUCAGCAGUGGGAUGACGUGCCGCCCAUUUUUGGAGUUCAGCAGCAAGUGGCCAGGCAAGCCAAGGCCUUCCUGUCCCUGGGGAAGAUGGCCGAGGUGCAGGUGAGCAGGCGCAAGGCAGGCGGCGAGCAGUCGUGGCUGUGGUUCGCCACCGUCAAGUCUCUGAUCGGCAAGGGCGUCAUGCUGGCCGUCAGCCAGGGCCGCGUGCAGACCAACGUGCUGAACAUCGCCAACGAGGACUGCAUCAAGGUGGCGGCGGUGCUGAACAACGCCUUCUACCUGGAGAACCUGCACUUCACCAUCGAGGGCAAGGACACGCACUACUUCAUCAAGACCACCACGCCCGAGAGCGACCUGGGCACGCUGCGGCUGACGAGCGGCCGCAAGGCGCUGGAGAACGGCAUCAACGUGACGGUGUCGCAGUCCACCACGGUGGUGAACGGCAGGACUCGCAGGUUCGCCGACGUGGAGAUGCAGUUCGGCGCGCUGGCGCUGCACGUGCGCUACGGCAUGACGCUGGACGAGGAGAAGGCGCGCAUCCUGGAGCAGGCGCGGCAGCGCGCGCUCGCCCGGGCCUGGGCGCGCGAGCAGCAGCGCGUGCGCGACGGCGAGGAGGGCGCGCGCCUCUGGACUGAGGGCGAGAAGCGCCAGCUGCUGAGCGCGGGCAAGGUGCAGGGCUACGACGGGUACUACGUACUCUCCGUGGAGCAGUACCCGGAGCUGGCCGACAGCGCCAACAACAUCCAGUUCCUCCGACAAAGCGAGAUCGGCAAGAGGUAACCCCCGGGCCGCCCGCGCCGUCCCCUCCGCGUCACCAAACCACCGGCCCGCCGCGUCCCUGCGCCCCUCCCUGCCUCCCUCCGCCGGGCGUGGACCACACCCUCUGCUCAGAUCGCCGUCUGCAGCACAAUCCUCGGACUCUCCGAAGCAGAUGAGCCUGCCGAGAGAAAGAUACUGUUACUAAAAAAAAUUUUAAAGAAAAAACAUCCACACACACACACAAAAACAAAGACAACUUUUUUUUUUUUCCUGAAUGACCUUAAAGGUGAUCGGCUUUAAAGAAGAUGUUUACAUAUGCAUAUCGCUGCACUCAGUUGGACUGAACGUAUUAAAUAAAAAAGUCAUUAACGAGGCCUAAACGUUUUGCUGUGGGCCAUGUGUUCCUUUGAGGCACUGUAUUUAACAAAGGUUUGGAGAGGGAAAAAAUGCAGUGUUUCCAGAUAUUACCGAAUUGUCGACCUUUGCUUACAGGAAGUAGUCUCUGCUUAGGAUGUGAUGUAUAUCUAUCUGUUCAUUUUAAAAUGUGGGGCAAAGUUACUGUUUAUAGACAACCCAACUGCUUCCCUGUGCUGCUUUGUAAAAGGACAUUGGCACAAGUGACUAAUGCUUCGGCGGGGAUUUAAUACUGGAUUUUACAAUACUAACGUGGUUUGCCUUGGGGUGGGGAAAAACUGGCAACUAGAAUCCUUGUCACUGAUAAGCAAAGGAAACCCUGAUUUUUUUGUAAAUUAUGUGAGACAAGUUGUUUAUGGAUUUUUAUAUGAAUUACAAUUUACUGUACAUCAAAUAUUAGUCUCAGAGGAGUUAAUUUAUGUAAAGUGUUUAAAAGUUUAUACUUAAAAAUAAAAUGAUAAAAACAUGUGAACUGUGUGAUUUUUUAAAGGAUUGCACCUUUUGUUAUCUGUUAUAGCUGUACAGUAUAACUGAUUAUAUUGUAGAGAUAUAACAACUUAUACCUAUAAUGUCCAGAAGUGUUAAUAUUUUUGUAUUAGGUUGAAAAAAAUGUGCAACUUUCUAUCACGUAGAUGGAUAGGACAGUGCAAUCCUAAGUGGGUGGCUCGUCAGAGAACUUCCCCUUUAUCUUCCUUCUCAUCAAGCCACUGUCCUCAACCAUCAUCAACCAAGAGGCACAGUUGAUGACCAAGGCUGGUGGAAUGUAAUGGAAGAUAUGCAAACUAAAUAAAACACCACUCCACCACUCUGGGGAGAAGGGACUCUCUGACCCUCUCUAGACCCUAAAAAUCAAUAGGAGUUGACAUAAUUAACCAUAAGGGUUUUUACUAUUAUAUUACCGUCCCUUGAUGCUCCAUUUGAUAAUGGAGGUGUGAGACCAUAUCAGAUGCUCGGGAAAUGUGUGGGGAGGUAUGUCACAGUAUCUGGGAAACAUUACAGAAAUGGAGCAACAGGGAUCCAGCCAGUCAGGAUCACUGCUACCCUUGGAUUCAGACCCUUAGGUCAGCAAGAGGGACCAAAACAAAUUUUAGAAAGGAAGACAGAAGCUCCUGAAAGCCCACAUGGCCUGAUCAUGUUUAGGGCUGAUUUGAAUGGUAGUCUGUGUUGUCCAGGGGGAACCAGGGCGACAGAUCCAGUAGGAAGGGAACUGACAGCUGUACCCCCUGCAUACAAACUUGUGGGACCACCACAGCCACCAUCUGCACUUUUGUGCCGGCCCAGCCACUCUGACAAAUCUUUUAUGAGCACUAAAUUCAGCCACAAAAAUAUUUUUUAGAAAAUAUUUCUCAGUUCAUUGAGCUAUAGUACACACUGUUUUCCUCUAUGUAUAAUGGUGAUAAAACAUAGCAAGUGAACAUGUCGUAAAUAUGAAGGUUCAAGUGAUGUAUUGAACAUAAUUUUCUAACUGCUUUGUAUGUACCACAUACUCUAAAUUGCACAGUAGGCGUGUUUAUUAAACAGAUUGGCUGGGAAAGUUUCGAAAUAGCUACUGAAUUUACGGUACCAGUGCUAUUACUGUCUUUGUGUAUUUGGUAGAGCAUACUGAAGUCAUUAAUCUUCUAAUGAAUGCUGAUAUUUUAUUAGAAUGAAAGCACAGAUUAGCAUUAAUAUUUUUUAUCCUGGAAAUCCUUUGGCAAGUAUUAUGAAGCCCAAAUUUAGAAAACUAUGAGAUUUCAAACCACAUAAACAUGGCUCUGUUUUACAUUUUUAUUUUUUAACUGUUAACUUAGGUGUUUGCCGUUCUGUUCGCUGGAACUUCCACAGGACUGUAUUUAGCAUGCUGUAAGUACUUUUGGGUGAAAUAGGCUCUGAGUCUAAAUUCUCAGAAAUGUCUCUGAUGUGUUGACCAUGAAAAGCUUGUACCACAUGCAGAAAUUAUAGUCUUAACUCUUCUCAACAUGGACUGGGCUUUAGAUGGGCACCAAUAAAUGACAGAUUUGGGAGAAUCUCCUGGUGCUUACUUUAGAUGAAGUGAAAUCAACCCAAUUAGUGUCUUGUUAGUAGGUAUAAUGAGCCUAUUUCUUUCUAAGAGGGCUUGUGACCUGGACAUGCUUUUACAAGAAAUAGUGACCUUGGGGAAAAUGUAAACAAAAGAUCUUUUUCUAAGAGUUGGGGGGUGGGAGACUGUAUAAUGCAAAGAAUUAGCUUACAAAAAAAAAAAGAAAUUGAUAUUCAAAGUAUUUUAGGCAAAGCCAGUCAAAAUGCUUUCAUGAUAUUUUGAGAUGUAAAUUUUGUCUGAUUUGUAUUGUUCUUUUCAUUUGCCUUCUUAACUUUAUAUGUGACCUGAAUUUUCCAUAACUUGAUGACUAUAGAUUGCAUCUAGGCAUUCCAAUAAAAGCCAACCCAAUGUG